Molecule: messenger RNA, 1802 nt
Organism: Moneuplotes crassus
Lineage: Eukaryota; Ciliophora; Spirotrichea; Euplotida; Euplotidae
Source: the annotation of a GenBank genome assembly
AUGUGAUGUUUACUGUGUUACUGAAAGGUCAAGGUAGCCCAAGUCACUAUGUUCAUUUCAACUCUUUUAUUGUUUGUUGCGAUAGCCUUAAUAAUUUAUAUGAAGAUGAUUGUGAGAGAUAGCCCCUUUUUUGAACUCAUUGAUACAUUCUCGAAUGACUACAAGAAAAUAUGGCAUUAUAUUCUGACGGUAUGAAUAUUAUACAUACUUGUCUUGAUACUUUUGGGAACCUGCAUCUCAUUGAUAAGAUACUGUUGUAUUCACUUUGUUCAUUCCUGCUACUGUGUCCUUCUUACCAUAAUUUUUAUCCUAACCGCUUACAUUGGAGUAACUGCUAUUUAUGUUUCCAUAUUUUAUGCGAAUGAAAUAGAUGAACUCUGCUAUAAUGAUCAUGAUGAGCACGAUUUGGAGGAAGCUUAUCUACACUUUUAUUCUGAUGCGGAGACCUUCUUCUGCACUUCAGACUGCCCAUGUUAUAUUGGAGAAACAGACUAUGCGACUGGGCUGCAUUCUUCAACAACAAAUUCUUCUCAUUAUACUAAAGCACAGUCAUGUUCAGACCUUGCUUGGGAAGCUUUCAGAUACUACGACGCUGAUUUCAAUGAUGUUGAUGAUGUUGUUUCAUUUUUAAACCUUAUAGGUAAAAUAGAGAGGAUUCACAAGUGUUCUGGUAUCUGCUCUACGAAAUCAGUCUACUUCUUCAGUGACUCCUCCAAAGGAAAACCUGAGAAACCCUGCAAAGAUGUUAUCCGAAACUUCUUUUUUCCAGGUGAUGUUUAUAUAUUCGGAGUGUGCUGUACAGUUGUUGCAAAUAUUCUGUUUUUAAACUGGCUUAUUCAGUUUAGCUUGUGAUGUAGAAGAAGGAAGAGCAAGAAGGUUAUCAUGCAAGUGCCUAAUCAAGCUGUCAGACAAGGUCCAAACCCUGUUGUCAGACAAGGUCCAAACCCUGUAGUCAGGCAAAGUCCAAACCCUGUUACUGUGCAAGGUCCUAACCCUGCUGCUGUUCAAGGUUCUAAUCCAUCUGUAGUUUAUGUCGUAGUACCGAAUGGAUAUGUGCCUUACAGACAUGGAGGACUGCAAAAUGUAUCCCAACAUAAUUUAACUCAUCAUAAAAUGAACGAGGACGAGGGACAACAGAACUUAUAUCAGUCGAAUGAAGUUGAAGUCUCAGCUCAUCUGGAUAAUAGUCCAAAUGCACCAAGUGCUGCAGGGGCUGAGAAAUCUUUAAAUGAUAUGGGCACUUCUGAUGCUAAGAAUCUUACAAAUGAUGAGGAUCAUAAAGAAGCAUCUAUAGCUCCUGAUGUUGUAAAUGAUUCAGAUCCUCAUGAUAUUAACAAUGCUGCAGAUGAUUCAGAAUUUUUAGAUGCCUCUAGCUCUUUGGGUGAUGAAGGACCUUCUGAUAACACAAUUCCUAACGCUUUAUUACACCCUCCAGAUGCUGAAGAAGCACACGAUGUCGAAAAAGCACACGAUGCCGAAGCAGAACCUGAUGCCGAAGCAGAACCUGAUGCCGAAGCAGAAUCUGAUGCCGAAGCAGAACCUGAUGCCUGAGAAGCAUCUGAGGUUGAAGAAGUACCUGAUGCUGAAGAAACUAAGGAGGAUAAAGAUAUUGAGAAUAACGAGGACGGCAAAGAACCUGAUAAUGUUCUUGUAUCUGAUGAAGUUCAAGAAGCUGAAGAUAUCCUUGAUAAUCAAGAAGCUGCAGAUUCAGCUUCUAUAGAUGAUGUAGUUGAAGACUUGUAUAGCAAUCCAAAUGACUUUUAAGUCUAUCACUCCAAGAUAGCCAGGAUACAAAUGAAGAU